GAGAGAGCGAUGAAAGCAGCUCACUUUGGCAUAGGCUGGUUGUCUCUUUCAGCUGUUGCGGUGUUGGUAGUGGAGCUUUACGCAAUCCCAUUACCGUUCCCCAAGCCCAUCGAAAGAUUCGUUUCCCUCUCUCUCUCUCUCUCUCUCUCUCUCUCCCAAAUCGUCGCGAACACAGAAUUUUAUUCGCUUAAAAAUCUACUUCGAGUUUCCUGCUGAAAGCAAAGCAAGAAUGAGAGAUGAAGGAAACAGAAGAAAAUCAUGAAGGAGUGGAACGGAUUACAGACACCUUCUUCCACAUGUGGCUCCAGCGCCUUUUGAAUUGAAGAGUGAAUUUGGUUUUCGGGCGAAUUAGGGCUUUCUGAAUUUCGACUUAUUUGAUUUGUGUUCGGAAAGGGGAAGUAAUGGGUAACGUCAUAACUAGCGGGGCAAACGGCCGCCGGCGAAAUGGCAGCCGCCGGAGCCACCCGCCCCCGCCGCCUCCGCAACCACCGCAGCCCGAAAUUACUGCUAAUCGGUACGUUUUCGCCGCUGCUACCCCUUACCCUUCCCAAUACCCAAAUCCUAAUCCACCGUCCUACUACCAGUACCAAGGAUAUUACCCGCCGCCGCCUCCGGUGGUGCCGCUUCCGUUGCCGGCUCCUUAUGAUCAUCACCACCGUGGAGCGGUGGCGCCGCCUCACAUGGACCCUGCGCGUCCGAAUUGGGUUGGUGGUCGAUACCCUUGUGGAACUGCCGUCCCUCCUCCAGCCACUUGCAUCGAGCAUCAGAAAGCUGUUACCAUACGCAACGACGUUAAUAUUAAGAAGGAAACUUUGAGGAUCGAGCCAGAUGAGGAGAACCCCGGCCAGUUACUUGUUGCAUUCACUUUCGAUGCCACAGUUGCAGGAAGUGUCACUAUUAUUUUCUUCGCAAAAGAAGGUGAAGACUGUAACCUGACGCCAGUAGUGCAUGAAAGCUUAUAUAAACCAGUUAUAGUACAUUUCCAGCAAGGUCUGGGCCAGAAAUUUAAGCAACCAUCUGGAACAGGGAUAGAUUUCACCAUGUUGGAAGAUGCAGAGUCACUGAAGCAGGGUGAAUUGGAUGUGUACCCUCUAGCCGUGAAGGCAGAGGCAGCCAUGAUUAGCCAGAAUGGAUCUGAUGGAAAUCCUGAAUUUUCGAAUUCCCAGAUAACUCAGGCAGUGUUUGAGAAGGAGAAAGGAAAAUAUCAGGUGAGGGUGGUGAAGCAGAUCCUGUGGGUCAAUGGGAUGAGGUACGAGCUACAGGAGAUCUACGGGAUAGGGACAUCAGUUGAUGGUGACUUCGAUGGGAAUGACCCAGGAAAAGAAUGUGUUAUCUGCCUGUCGGAACCGCGUGAUACCACUGUGCUUCCUUGCAGACACAUGUGUAUGUGCAGUGGAUGCGCUAAGGAAUUGAGACUCCAAACAAAUCAGGCAUUCCAAACAAACCGCUGCCCGAUUUGCAGACAACAAGUUGAGAGGCUCUUGGAGAUAAAAGUCAACAAUGGGUCUGGUGAUUGAAGUUAGGUUGUGCUGCUGCCACCACUCCACUUUCCCUGGUUUUUAACAAUCCGACUGGAUAUAAUUCUUGGUGUGCAUCUUGCCUUGGAUUUUCUGGGUGAAGGCAUUGCACUGGAAAUGUUUGUGAGCUGCUGAUGCCUUCUGUAUGUAUCUGUGUGUUGUGGCAUUUCCUGUGAAUGUAAUGUUGAGUUAUGAUACUAAAUAUGUAAGCAUUAUAUGUUUGGUUUUGUGAAAAUGAUCAUUUAAGCUAAA
This is a messenger RNA of Malania oleifera, 1769 nucleotides long. Its product is annotated as probable E3 ubiquitin-protein ligase LOG2. Gene Ontology annotation, biological process: protein ubiquitination. Gene Ontology annotation, molecular function: ubiquitin protein ligase activity. Lineage: Eukaryota; Viridiplantae; Streptophyta; Magnoliopsida; Santalales; Ximeniaceae. The record is from RefSeq and is a predicted model, not a curated record. The coding region runs from base 402 to 1517 and encodes 371 amino acids. The transcript has 5 exons.